Messenger RNA from Seriola aureovittata, 5999 nucleotides. RefSeq names its product WD repeat-containing protein 49-like. Gene Ontology annotation, molecular function: protein binding. The coding region runs from base 972 to 3557 and encodes 861 amino acids. The record is from RefSeq and is a predicted model, not a curated record. Lineage: Eukaryota; Metazoa; Chordata; Actinopteri; Carangiformes; Carangidae. The transcript has 18 exons.
AUGAACACUUUUAUGAGGGGCAGUAGAAUACUAAUGUUCUCAUGAAUUGUGUCGCUGUAGCUAUGGUAUAUGUGUGUGUGCAGGUUGUGUGUCUGUGUCAGAGAGUAAUUGUACCUCACACAGAUUAUGUUCUCUUCAGUGCCUAAUCUGUGAAUAGAAGUUUCUCACACACACACACACACACACACACAAACACAACUCUUUUUGACUACUUGGUUGCCAGGAAACUUAGCCUUAGAGUCUUUGAGAGUGAGGGAUAAUAAAAGAAAAGAAUUGUGUGUGUGUGUGUGUGUGUGUGUGUGUGGCCUCCACCACUGUCUGGGCUACUGGGGGCAGUUAGUUAACUCUCUGCGGGUGUGUGUGCUGCAGCCAGGGCUGUUAGCAUUGAUUGCUUCUCAGACAUCGCUGGCUUAGACAAACUUCUGGACACAAAGCUCGGGCUCUGGGAAUCACCUUAAUCUCCUGCGGACAAGACCCAGCCAAGGCCAAGACAGACUAACCAGAGACUGAGGAUUUGUUUGAACUGUCAUACAUUUUUUUUUUUUUUUUAAAUGGUGUGUUUCAGCACCUCAGAUGCAUAGGGACUCUGGGACAGUUUGCUGUGGACACCCAUUGUUGACUGAAGGGAUGAAAUUGGAUGUCUUGGUAAGUUUGAAUGUGUUAUUAACGGAGAAACUGUGUGUUCAGUUCUACUAUAUGGACUUUAUGAUUAAAAACCUGCUUGACUGAAGUGUGUACACACUGGCAGUCCUGUCAAGGUGCAGCUAACUUGACAGUGAUGUUGCCAGGCUAAGAGCCUGUCAUUAUCCAGUUACAGCCUGGUACUGAGGGUUUUUUUGGACAGUUUGACUGCAGUGGAUGAUACUCUGUCCAACUCUAAUAAAACCCAGAUAGAAAUCCAGCAGUGACAGUUUCAAGAAGGCUGACUGAAACUUGAGGAAGGAGAGGGACAACACUGGUGAGCUGUAACCAUGGGAACCAGGAUGGAGGUGGCACAGCUUGAGAGCAGGAUGAAUAUUGAGGACUAUAGAAAGCUACAGAACCUCUUCCUGGAUGCCUCGGGUGCAUCUCGCUCCUUGUCCAGAACUGAAUUCAUGGAUUUGGCUUGCUCUUUAGUAGGCCGUGGCUGCAAGGAGGAAUAUGGCCUCCUGUUCGAUAGUGUGGUUGUCACUCAAGAGCACCGCGGCCUCCUUCUGGACAGUGACGCCGUGAAGGAGGAAGGACGUAUCGACUGGGGAGGCCUGUGUUCUUUUCUGCUGCUGGAGCUUUCAGAUAAAGUGAAGAACACCAGAACCAGUACUGUGCCUUGCUGGAAGCCCACGCGCACCCUGACCUGUCCACAUCGAGACCAGGUUCAAAAGGUGUUGUACAUGCAGAGUUCAGGCCAGUAUCUGACUGUGAGUAAAGGAGGAACUGUAGGGCUGCGGGAUGGAGAGGACAUGUCCCUUCUGCACACCCAUCGACUGCAAAACAGCACAGUCACACCCAAAGAUCUCUGGGUCACAGACAUGGUGCUGCUGCACAACAUACACAAGAUGGCUGUGUCAUUUACGAGUAAGGAGGUGUGUUUUUAUGACAUACUGUCUAAACAGGACUUCAGCUGCAAGUAUAAACUCCAGGGUUUGAAGUUUACUCCCUGGUGUCUCGAUUACUGGGUUGAUCCCUCUCACCCUGACCUGGCCGUUCUCACCAUAGGGGACAUUGGAGGACAGGUCAGUGCUUUAUAUUUCACCUCAGCUCAGAUCUCUCUGUUUGAGAAACCCAGUCUGAGGAUGGACUCAGAUUCAGCAGGCAUCAUCCUAUGGGACGAGCUGGUCAAAGGAAAACAUCACUCCUGUUACACUGUGACACACCAAGUACACGCACCUGCCUGGGUUAGAAAAGUGCGUUACCUGGGAUCACUGGAGGCUUUAGUGUCGUGUAGCACCAGACCACUGAGCAGCAUGGUGAUUGGCUGGAGGGAAAAGGAAACCAGGCGUCUACGAGUCACUUCUUUCAUUACAAAGAGGGGAGUGUGGGACAUGGACCACCACCGUGGGCUCAAUCUGAUAGCCACAGCAGGUGUGGAUCAUCAGGUCUUGCUGUGGAACCCUUAUGUGACCUCGGAGCCAGUGUGUGCGCUCAGUGGGCACACGAGCCCUGUCGUCGCAGUUUGCUUCAUACAGACCAAGCAACAACUGCUCAGCUACUCCAAAGAUAAGGUCCUGUGUCUAUGGGAUGUCUCCAGUCAGCAGUGUGUCCACCGAUUGGCUGGUGUCUUCCCAAAGACACAGGAGGACACACACACCCUCCUGUUCCUCCACGAGGAGCAUCAGUUCCUCCUGCUCUCCUUCAACAGCUUGCUUCUUCUGCUAGAGACCGUGAAGGAGGAGAAGAGGACCAGCAGCCAUGACCACCCUGUUACCUGUGUGCUGUAUAACAGUCUGUUCAGACAGGUAGUCAGCAGUGACUCUGCCUCCUCUGUGAUCUGCUGGCAGGCUGACACGGGCCAAAAGGUCAAGCAGUUCCAUCGUUGCCAUGGCAACGCUGAGAUCUCCACCAUGGUCCUGGAUGGUACACAGACCCGGCUGUUUACUGCGGGCACUGACGGAGAGGUCAAAGUGUGGGACUUCAAUGGCCGCUGCCUCCACAAAAUGAAUGCAGGUGUGGGCCGGGCUGUGGACAUCUCACAGGUCCUGCUGUUGAAGAGGAGCAUACUGGUGAUGGGCUGGGAAAGGAUGGUAACAGUUUUCCGUCUGCAUUCCUUCUCGCAGUCUUUUGUUGAGCCCUCGGAGUGGAAGGGAGGCGUUCAACAUCGUGGUGAUUUGCUUUGUGCUGCCUUCCAGCCUCCACAGACUCUGGUCACAGGAAGCUACGAUGGAGAGAUUAUAGUGUGGAACAACAGCACAGAAAAAGCUUUGAGGAAACUGCAGCCGCAUGCUGAACACGAAAACGACAAGAAACAGCAAGGUAAUUCCCCUGAUUCUCAUCUUAGUUCGAAAGGCAAAGAUGACUCAGAGAGCUUCAUUGCCAUCACCAGACUGUUCUUCAUACCAGGACGCACAUCUGCCGCUGCAGCUCCAGGUGGUGCAGACUUGGUGUCCUGUGGUGGUUCGGGUGUGGUUAGACUCUGGAACACCAUCCAUAGCCGUCUCGUGGGACAGUUCACAGCUCACAACAGAGAUCUGGGAUCUAUUGUCAUGACAGUCAGCCCGUGUGGAAAAUAUUUAGUCACUGCUGAUAGAGAGGGAACAAUCAAGACAUGGGACUUACAGCAUUAUUGUCUUGAGCCGGAUGAUGGAAUAACCGAAGAACCUCCAAAACUACUGCUUAGUUUUCGCACACACCUUGAUCGUGUGACUCACCUGGAGACGUGUGUCCACGGUAACAGGCUUCUCCUCCUCUCUGCAUCGUCAGACUGCAGUGUGGCUCUUAGCUACCUGCCAGGGGAUACCAUCGGUCUGUUCGGACAGGAGGAGCAGUGGUCCUUGGAGAGAAAUGAGCUGGACCAGAGAGAUCACGAAGGGCAAGAAGACACCAGGCAGGGUGGAGGAAAGGUCACCUCCAGCUCCCAGUGAGAUGCUAUCUGACCCAGGACUCAGAACCUCAGCAGAGGGAGAGGUGGAGACAAAAGAAAAAAAUGAGAAUGAGGACAGUGGGACAUGGACAGAAAAGAACCAUCCAGGUGAAGAGAUGAGUCUGGCAAAAUUGCAUUGUGCUGUAGUUGCAUAUUUUCACUGCUCCGUUCCACUGUCUGAUAAAGCUUCACAAUGUUUUUCGCAUUGUCAUGUAGGUAGAUAAGAUGGCCUGCCAUGAGUUUGAAAAUCCACUCAAUUUCUUAUGAGUAAUAAAAAUAUUUGCCAACUUUUUCUUGAUGUUAUUUAGGGUAAAUUGUGGAAAAUAGAACCAGAACAUUGUCUGUCCUUCAGACCUUCAGUCAGGAAAAUGGCCCUAAAUUGCAGCUUUUAUCACAUUGUAUUUCAACGCCUAAGGACAGUGUGGUGUGUAACAGUUAUUAGUCAUGACCGCCUCUCAGAGUCAAAGAGGAAUGAAAAGGCAUUUGUGAUGCUCCCAGUACUAUGAUUUUACUGUGAUGCUUAGAGAAUAGAAAGAGAUCAUACUGGACAUUAUUUUCUUGGGAACUAGAGAGUGCCUUAUGGUUUCAAACUGAUUGCACUGUUGUGAUACAAAAGACAGGGUCUUUACAACAGUUCUCAGUCUCCCUUUAAUUGCCAAUGGAGUAGCUUUAGGCUCUACACACAUUUGACACCACACAUUAGACAUUUUCUCUGGAUUUCUAGAUUUAUGAGGGAGAUUUUCAUUUCACAAAUACUGAUGGGGCUGUCCUGGGGUUAAUGUAUAUGUGAACCAGAAGAAAAUCCCUUUUUGACAUUAUAAUGAUAAUUAAUUAUAAUAAUGAAAUAAUGCAUACGCCUUGAAAAUGUCUUCAAAUAUAAGGGUUUUUGGUUCAUUUUGCUGUUUUUUGACUGUAUUUAUUGAUCACGUGGUUCUAUGCCUUCCAGCCCUCAGUUUUUGCCAAUUUCUGGUUCUUGCCUGAUAGACUUUUCGGUUAUCUAUAAUCAUUUGUGGCACAAAGGAGUUACGGGCUUCUUUCACAAACACUUUGCUGUUGUAUGAUGUGUGUAAUGUCAAGACAGGAUGAAUGCGAAAUCAUUCAAAGAAUUUGAUAUUUUCCGGAAUAAAAGUGUUCAAAUUGAGGGAUUCAGUUGAAGUACUGAAACGACAAAAAGAAUUUUGCAGCUUGAGCAUUAAAAUUUUCUUGACCUUGGAAAUUGUAGUGUGACAAAAUAAUCCUAACUCCAACUCCAGGGUCCAUUUACUUCCUUUUAUUCUCUCUAUCUGAUAUAGGCCUGUGCUGAGAUGUUGUGCUCUAUGAAGAGUUAAGUAACUAAACUGAGCUCAAAUGUUCAGUCUUGACCUUUAAGAAUCUGCCCUUUAUGCUUAGAUUUUCUUUAUCAAGUAACUAAGACAGCUUGUGGCUAAAAGUCUGCUGGAGAAUAUCAUCAAAAUGAAGAUCUUCUGCCCGAAUGAAUUCCAUUCUCUUAUCUGUACCAAGAUGAAAAUACAUUAAUGGCAGUUUUUAAGAAAAGUACCACUGCGUUCAAAGGUACUAUAUGUAUAUAAGUAUUUUAGUUUACAACAUUCAAAAAUCAACAAAAAUUAUCAACAGAAUAUGAAGAAAGUCAAGGACCAAAAGAUAUAUAUGGAUUGUGUUGCAGAGAUAUUUACUGGAGUUCACAUGCUAAGCAGCUAGGCUCGUCCCUUCCCGUCUCAUAACACCACUUUGUACCUCAGGAGGCGAUAGUGAGUCACUGUAGCAUCCAGUCUGGCCUCAGUCCAACAAGAAACAAUGAAGAAAUACGCUGAUCAGAGGAUGUAUUCCAGCCUCUUGGCUUGUAAACACAACGAUGGCUGAUUAUCUUAGUAAACUAUCAAACCACCACCCCCUCUGACAAGAAACCACAUUUGGCAGCAAAGAAAAAAAAAGCGAUAGAAAUAGAAGAAAACAAGGCAUAACAAUGUUUCUUCUAGCCUGGUAAGCAAGCAGCUGUUAAUGCUAACAUUGGCUAUAUAGCAAUAUCAAAAAUUUACAUAUAGAGCCUUUAAUGCAGUUACGGCCUUUCUGUCAUGAUACCGAUGAUGACAUUGGUAAACCUUCACAAUCAGAUGUUGAGGUGUUUUUACUCAAGCAGCAUGAAGGUGGAGAGGAAGAGCUGUAUAAAUCUCAUAGGUGCUACUCCAAUGGAAAUCAUGUCAAAAUGAAGAGUCACUGGAGUCUAGUAAGGCAUGUUUAGACAUUUGUUUGGCAGUUAUAGUGAAAGAUAUUCUCUUUAAGUAAAGAAGACAGAUGUCUUUCGGUGAAGUCAGCAGGAAUGGUGUGCCUGCCUCUUGGUAUAAAGCUCUGUACGGGUCAUAGGUACAUUUAUUAGUCCUUGAUGAUGGUUUCUGCGCGAGACAAUGAAUGAUGUUAAGCUGUUAAUAAAGCUCAAUCAAACAUG